AUGUCUCUUGCGGGGUCUCUGUUGCACACAAGGUGGUUCUACUUCCGCGUGACGGGCGCAAAGGGUGAGGAUCUGCACAUCAACAUCACCAACGCAGGGGAGGGUUCUUUCCCUACGGCCUGGCCGGGCUACCAGACCUGUGCAACCUAUGACAGGAAGUACUGGUUCCGAGUGCCCACCACCUAUGACAAGGAGACCGGCGUGCUGAGCUGGAAGCACACCCCUGAGCAUGAUGCUGUGAGGUAUGCGUACUUUGCGCCGUAUACCUAUGAGCAGCACCAGUCGCUGAUUGCCGACUGCCAGAGCAAGCCGGGGGUCACACUGGAGAUGCUGGGCCAGACUCUGGACGGCCAUGACAUGGACCUGCUGCGCAUCGGUGACGCUGAUGACAGCGACAAGAAGAAAGUUUGGGUGAUCGCUCGUCAGCAUCCUGGCGAGAGCAUGGCUGAGUUUUUCAUGGAGGGAUUCCUGCAGCGCCUCCUAGAUCGCCACGACCCUGUCUCGCGCAAGGCCCUCCAGCAGGCUGUCUUCUACAUCGUGCCAAACAUGAACCCAGAUGGCACAUGGCGGGGCCACCUGCGUACCAACGCAGCAGGUGCAAACCUGAACCGCGAGUGGGACAACCCCACCCUUGAGCGCUCGCCUGAGGUCUACUAUGUCCGCAAUCACAUGGACCUGGUCGGGUGCGAUUUUUUGGCAGACAUUCAUGGCGAUGAGGAGAUCGAGUACAACUUCCUGGCCGGCAACGAGGGCAUUCCAGCCUGGGACGACCGGCUGAAGGGCCUGCAGGACGAAUUCUGCCGGGCUUUCCUGCACACCUCCCCAGACUUCCAGCUCGGGAAUGGCUAUGGCGUGGACCCUCCAGGGCAGGCGAAUCUGGCAAUCUGUUCUGGGGGAGUUGGGCAGCGGUACAAAUGCCUCGCCUUCACCCUGGAGAUGCCCUUCAAGGACACCCAUUACGCGAGGGAGCCCGUCCAGAACUGGUCCCCUGAGCGCUCAGUGCGCUUUGGAGCAGCCAUGCUGAAUGCAAUCCUGGCAGUCAUCCCCACAUUGCGGUGAAUUUUGUGCUCUGUUUUACUUUUGAGCAGCGCUGCACAGGAGCUUGGCAGCUGCCCAAAUAUAUUGUUUUGCCAUUCAGCUAUCUAUCAAUUUCAAGUACUGCGAAUAGC
Molecule: messenger RNA, 1169 nt
Organism: Coccomyxa subellipsoidea C-169
Lineage: Eukaryota; Viridiplantae; Chlorophyta; Trebouxiophyceae; Coccomyxaceae
Product: peptidase M14, carboxypeptidase A
Exons: 8
Coding region: 1-1059 (352 amino acids)
Biological process (GO): protein side chain deglutamylation; proteolysis
Molecular function (GO): zinc ion binding; metallocarboxypeptidase activity
Source: RefSeq, a predicted model, not a curated record